AUGUCCGAAGACUCUGACGACGAGCCAAGCUGCGAUCAAAAUGCGAAAGCCUUUGGUACGAUUGCCCAGAGACGUCGUUAUGGCGUGUACUUCUCCAGGUCCUCUGUGAUGUCCAUGAUAGCCGAUUCCUCCCGCGACUCCGGACUCUUUUUGGAUCGAGAGUUGUCAAACGAACUCUCCUUGGAACGAAUUCCUUCUUCGGAAAAGUCCUCUCAUUCCAAGUUAACCGAGAGUGAUGGACUCAAUAUAACAGGGAAUCACAUAUCACGUCCGCUUGUCGGCAACGAUGCGGACAUACGACUAACUCUGAAACAUAUUCGGUCAAAGCUCUGGCUAUCUGACGGCGAAACCACGAGUGAAAAAUCCUUGGAAAUAUCAGCGAUUCCAAAUGGAAAGUGUCCUCCGCAUCAACAUGUACAUCCUUGCACAAACGAUCUGGUGCACGACUUUCCGAACAUAACAGUCCCCGAAUUUGCCGAUGCAGUUGCAAAGGCUGGAAUUAGCCAUGAGUCUACGCCGAAAUUUCUUCCCGAUUCUGCCCCCUUGAAACCAUUGCAGUGGAGUCCAUUUUCUCCAUCCCCGACUCAUAAUGUCCACGCAGUCGACGAUACUGCGACGCUUUCUGGGGUGACUUCAUCAGAUCAAACUCUCACCAAGCUCGAGCGUCCUGGACCAUUGGAUACCAAAGAUCAAACUUCUACAGACAACCGACGCGCAAAGACGAUGUGUUCGAAACUCUCUAUGCGAGUGCGAGGACUUAAGAGAUACAUCCACAAGAAGCUCUCAGUGAAGACUUGA
Messenger RNA from Penicillium chermesinum, 798 nucleotides. RefSeq lists its product as uncharacterized. The transcript has 2 exons. The record is from RefSeq and is a predicted model, not a curated record. Lineage: Eukaryota; Fungi; Ascomycota; Eurotiomycetes; Eurotiales; Aspergillaceae. The coding region runs from base 1 to 798 and encodes 265 amino acids.